AUGGUCCUCGCCGAGCACCCCAACCCAAAGGCCCCGGUCCUCUCCCACUUCGACCUCACUGGCAAGGUCGCAAUAGUCACCGGAGGCUGCCGCGGUAUUGGUCUGGAAGCUGCCCGUGGCCUCGCAGAGGCAGGUGCCAACGUAGCCAUCACGUACACGAGCCAGAAGCCUGCGGACGCGGAUGCCGUCGCCGCCUCCCUCGCCAAUGCUACGGGAAGGGUGGUCAAGGCUCUCAAGUGCGACGUGAAGAUCCGGGACGACGUCUUUGCGGCCGUAGACAAGGUCGUGUCCGACUCGGAACUCAGCCCACACGGCAGGCUCCACAUCUGUGUCGCCAACGCCGGCAUGGCCAGCAACACUCCCGCGCUGAACUAUCCAGAGGACCGGUUCAGGGAGAUGCUGGAUGUUAAUUUCCACGGCUCCUUCUGGGCUGCCCAGGCGGCUGCUCAGGUGUUUGAGAAGCAGUAUAGGGCGGACGGUGGCAGCGAGGGUGGCGCUCAGAGCCGGUGUAGCAUCAUCUUCACUGCUUCGGUCUCCGCGAUCCUGGUCAACAUCCCGCAGAAGCAGGCUGCCUACAAUGCCAGCAAGGCAGCCCAGGUACACCUGGCCAAGUCCCUAGCGGUGGAGUGGGCGGAUUUUGCAAGAGUCAACUGCAUAUCUCCUGGUUUUAUUCUGACGGAUAUCCUCAAAGGCGCACCUCAGCAGAUCAUGGACAAAUGGACGAGCAUGGUUCCUGCGGGCAGAAUGGCCCAUGCCGGGGAGCUCAAGGGCUCCUAUGUGUACCUGGCUUCUGAUGCAAGCAGCUACGUGACAGGGUCUAAUCUUGUUGUGGACGGUGGCUACACGCUGCCCUGA
Messenger RNA from Diaporthe batatas, 855 nucleotides. RefSeq lists its product as uncharacterized. The coding region runs from base 1 to 855 and encodes 284 amino acids. NCBI's taxonomy places the organism in Eukaryota, Fungi, Ascomycota, Sordariomycetes, Diaporthales, Diaporthaceae. The record is from RefSeq and is a predicted model, not a curated record. The transcript is spliced from 4 exons. Gene Ontology annotation, molecular function: oxidoreductase activity, acting on NAD(P)H, oxygen as acceptor. Gene Ontology annotation, cellular component: intracellular anatomical structure.